AUGGGUUGCUUCCACUCCAGGUCUGAACCAUACGAACCCGAGACUCACCUCGUCCGACAGCCGCAUAGACAAUCAUCAUCACACACCUCUCCCAUGAGCGAGUCCCACCUCCACCACCUUGCCCGGCCAGACCGUUAUGCGACCGGGAUGCGCCCGUCGUUCUACUCUGCCUAUGCCCGCGCGGCGAGGCGGUACGGCUUUGAGGGCGGUAAAUACGGUGGCUUUGCGUUCCGGAACAACGCCGUCGUCAAGCUGGUCGGCACACACGACAGGAGUGCCGACCACGAGGUGCCCGCAGAGGCCAUCCAGAACGAGUAUGUAUAUUACUUAUCCCUUGAAUAUGUUGUGCCCGUGAGCAUCGGGACACCCCCCGUCACGCUCAACUUGGACUUUGAUACGGGCUCGUCGGAUCUGUGGGUAUGGAGCUCGGAGCUUGCAGGAGCUGAGAAGUACAGGCAGCAGCACCGGCUCUACCACCCAGAGCGGUCUGAAACUUCGUCGAAGACGGAUGGCACGUGGAAGAUUUCGUAUGGUGAUGGCUCGUCGGCGUCGGGCGACGUGUAUACGGAUCACGUCAGGGUUGCAGGGGUGCACAUUCAUGGCCAGGCCGUUGAGGUUGCACAGCACCUGAGCAAGAACUUCUUGACAGACGGCGGUAAUGAUGGAUUGUUGGGCCUCGCCUGGCCGUCGAUCAACACUGUGCAGCCUAACGCAGUCGCUACGCCCGUACAGAAUAUGAUUGACAAGAAUCUGAUCAACCCGCCCGUCUUCACGGUGAAAUUGGGGCACAAUGGAGAGUCGAGCUUCUAUUCCUUUGGUCAUAUCGACACGACCGUGACCUCACAUCCGAUCGUAUAUCACCACGUCGAUAACUCGCAGGGCUUCUGGGAAGUGGCUUCGACCGCGUACACGAUCGACCGCAAGCCGAACCGUAGGGCCAAGAACACAGCGAUCCUUGAUACGGGCACGACACUCUGUCUGCUGCAUGACGAUGUCGUCGAGGACAUCUACCACCACAUCUCGGGCUCGCGGUAUAGUAACAGCCGAGGAGGGUGGAUAUACCCCAGUAACGCACAUAUUCCGGAGAUAUCGCUCGCUGUGGGCCACACGAUGUACCGAAUCAACGAAGUAGACUUCGGCUAUAGUGAUGCAGGCCAGGGCUACACGAUGGGCGGAGUCCAGAGCCGCGGAGAUCUCACCUAUGACAUCUUUGGAGACGUAUUUUUGAAGUCGGUGUAUGUCGUAUUUAAUCAGGUCGAGAAGAUGGUAGGGGUUGCGCAGAGGGACGACUAA
Molecule: messenger RNA, 1293 nt
Organism: Fibroporia radiculosa
Lineage: Eukaryota; Fungi; Basidiomycota; Agaricomycetes; Polyporales; Fibroporiaceae
Exons: 9
Coding region: 1-1293 (430 amino acids)
Biological process (GO): proteolysis
Molecular function (GO): aspartic-type endopeptidase activity
Source: RefSeq, a predicted model, not a curated record